Molecule: messenger RNA, 2874 nt
Organism: Cuculus canorus (common cuckoo)
Lineage: Eukaryota; Metazoa; Chordata; Aves; Cuculiformes; Cuculidae
Gene: GPR50
Product: G protein-coupled receptor 50
Exons: 2
Coding region: 87-1130 (347 amino acids)
Biological process (GO): G protein-coupled receptor signaling pathway
Cellular component (GO): membrane
Molecular function (GO): melatonin receptor activity
Source: RefSeq, a predicted model, not a curated record
GGGGGCGGUGGCGCCCCCCGGGACCGGGGUCGGGACGGGCGCGCUGCUCCCGCCGUGCGGCCGCCCGGGGGGGGCUCCCGGCGGGCAUGGAGCGGCCGGCGAGCAACGGGAGCUGCCCGGGCUGCCGGCUGGAGGGGGGCCCGUCGGUGCGAGCCGCCACCACCUUGGCUGCCGUGCUCAUCUUCACCAUCGUGGUGGACGUGCUGGGCAACGCUCUGGUCAUCCUCUCGGUGCUGAGGAACAAGAAGCUCCGCAACGCCGGCAACAUCUUUGUCGUCAGUUUGUCUGUUGCAGACCUUGUAGUUGCCGUUUAUCCAUACCCUCUGAUCUUGAGUGCCAUUUUCCAUAAUGGAUGGACCAUGGGAAAUGUUCAUUGCCAGAUCAGCGGGUUCCUGAUGGGCUUAAGUGUCAUUGGGUCCAUUUUCAACAUCACGGCAAUCGCAAUCAACCGCUACUGCUACAUCUGCCACAGCCUUCGGUACGACAAGCUCUUCAACCUGAAGAACACCUGCUGCUAUCUCUGUCUGACCUGGAUACUCACAGUGGUGGCAAUUGUGCCAAACUUCUUCGUUGGCUCCUUGCAGUAUGACCCCCGGAUUUACUCUUGCACCUUUGCCCAAACGGUGAGUACAUCUUACACCAUCACAGUGGUGGUAGUUCACUUCAUCGUCCCACUGUCCAUUGUGACGUUUUGCUACCUACGGAUCUGGAUUUUGGUGAUUCAAGUCAAACACCGGGUGAGACAAGACUGCAAGCAGAAGCUCAGAGCAGCUGACAUCCGGAAUUUCUUGACUAUGUUUGUGGUUUUUGUCCUUUUCGCUGUGUGCUGGGGGCCAUUAAACUUUAUUGGCCUUGCUGUUUCAAUUAAUCCUUCAAAAGUGCAGCCACACAUUCCAGAAUGGCUUUUUGUCUUGAGCUAUUUUAUGGCCUAUUUUAACAGCUGUCUCAACGCUGUGAUCUAUGGGCUUCUUAACCAGAAUUUCCGGAAGGAGUACAAAAGGAUACUGCUGACACUCCGAACUCCCAGGCUGCUGUUCAUCGAUGUGUCCAAGGGGGGGACAGAAGGGAUGAAAAGCAAGCCAUCUCCAGCUGUAACAAACAACAACAACCAAGCUGAAAUACACUUAUGAGUCAGAACACUACUAUUUAUUCUGGAUUACAGUUGUAUAUGUAAUAUAUGAGCUUUUCGAUGUGUGCAUUUCACAGCUGGUGUUGCUGGGCCACUCAUACAAGGAAGGAGUCUGCUACCUUUCAUGCUUAGCUUCUCGCUGUGACGUUGAGGCUUUGAGUAAGGAUUUUCAGAAUGGAAAUGGCUGAUCUUUAUUUUUUUCCUAUGCCAUCUUUCACCUUGUGCCUAAUUAAUUGGUUUGGUUGCUUUUGCCACAAGCAUGCCAAUACCCUUGAAAGGGAAGCAUUCAGAGUGCAUGGAGAAAUGCAAUUAUGCUUGAAAUGCAACCUUCAAGAGCCAGCAAAAUCGCCAUGUAUAACAAACAAAUCUUUCUCCCCUCCCUCUGAAUUAUAUCUUUUGGGCACUAACAUAACCAAAACUAUAGCAAACAAAGUAUAAACUGCAUGACUUUUACCUUUUCAGUUAGGUGACAGUAUUAGCCAGCAAGCAUACAAAUGGCCGUGAUGACUUCCACUGUGCGUGAGUUCGGUUUCCUUUGUCUCUUCUCUUAAGUUUUAGACGCUUGCCUGGGCUGUAUGUGAGGCAGGCAAAAGCCAAGCCCGGUGAGUGUCUGAAGCACUCAUUUUAUUGAAUAUCUACAGAUAUUAAGUACCCUUGCACUUUCCUUCUCAGGCGAUGAGUAAGAGAAUAACAUAUAUAACAUAAUCCGAUUGCAGGAAUAUACUUGGAGCCUGAUUCCAAUCUAGGUGGUACCCUGUCAUGGCCAGCGUUCAUUCCAAACAUCUUUCAGAAGACCCUCCUACAUGAACAUCAUAAAAACGAUGAACAUAGCAGAGUUGCAUCUGAUUAAUACAGAUGCCAGCUUUUAAGUUCUAGUAAUAUUUGCGCUUGCAGACAAAGGGAGAAGGGAAAGGAAGUGUUUGUUCCAAACAUCUCCCCUUUUGCCCACCACAUAAUAUAAAUUUGUUAGAGAGGAAGGGGAAUUUUUUCCCGCUUUAUUUUGUGUGCAAAGCUGUAAUUAACUCAUGGAUCUGGAAGAGGAGAGUAACUUCAGCAUAUUCACACAUCAGUUCUCAGUGAAAGCCUGAACUCCACUAUCUUUGACAUUGGAAAUAAUGUCCUGAAAUGCUGGGAAGACCAAUAUCACAUACGAAACAAGCACGUGGGUAAAGAUAAGGCUGUUUCUUUAAUUGGGGUGUCUGUCUUUAAAUAGGACUUCUUUUUUUCCGCAGCUUCAUUGUGAGUUCAUCUCCUCAUGGUUUUAAAUGGGUGGAUCCUGCUUUGAAAAGGUCCUAUAAAAACAACAGGUAAAACUCCCCUGCUGCAACUCUACCUUCAAGCUAGCAAACCUGGCUUGAUGUUGAUAUAGGGAGAGGCACAGUGGGAGCUGUGCAAUGGAGAGGAGCAGGGCUGAGCCCUGUGGGUCUAAUGAGGACAGCAGUCAGCCUUGCUCUGGAUCAAAGAGUGCAGUCUUUGAUCGUAGUCAAAGUAGGACUACUUCCCAGGGCUGAACCCUGAAACACUGAGCGCUAGGUUUCAAUAGCAUGUAGGUGCGUAGAGAUGAAGGAAUGUAGGAUUUACAAAAACUCCGAGCAGGCUACGUGCCUAUUCCUUAGUGGAGUUAACCAUUUGUGCUUUGCUUCCUGAAAGCAACUUGUUGCUGAAUGUCCCUUCUGCUGUUUUUUGGAGGGAAGAGAAGUUGAGAGAAAUUAAGACCCUUCAUGAAGUGGGACAAGAAACAUAGC